Molecule: messenger RNA, 2049 nt
Organism: Plectropomus leopardus (leopard coralgrouper)
Lineage: Eukaryota; Metazoa; Chordata; Actinopteri; Perciformes; Serranidae
Source: RefSeq, a predicted model, not a curated record
CAACUUUUCCCGUCUGCAGGGUUGGCUUCAGGCUUGACACCUAUGUAUAUUGGUGAGAUAGCUCCAACAAGCCUGCGAGGGGCGCUGGGCACGCUGCACCAGCUGGCUAUAGUUACUGGUAUUCUCAUAGCACAGAUCCUCGGUCUGGAGUCGUUACUGGGUGUUGAGGAUUUGUGGCCAGUUCUAUUGGGUGUAGCCGUCGUGCCGGCCGUACUUCAGAUGGCACUUCUGCCUUUCUGCCCUGAGAGUCCCCGCUUUCUCUACAUCGUCCGCUGCCAGGAGCACCAAGCCAAGAGAGGCCUGAGGAGACUGACGGGCAGGCUGGAGGUUGGUGGCAUGCUGGCGGAGAUGAAGGAGGAGAAGAGGAAGAUGGACAUGGAGAGGAAGGUGUCCAUCCUGGAGCUCUUUCGCUCUCCACUCUACCGUCAGCCCAUCAUCAUCGCCAUCCUGCUGCAGCUAUCUCAGCAGCUGUCUGGGAUCAACGCUAUUUUCUACUACUCCACCAGUAUCUUCAUGAAGGCAGAAGUCCAGAGUCCAGUCUACGCCACCAUAGGAGCAGGCGUGGUGAACUGCGCCUUCACGGUGGUCUCACUCUUCCUGAUAGAGAGGAUGGGUCGACGGACGCUCCACAUGCUGGGACUUGCUGGGAUGUGCAUCUGUGCCAUUGUCAUGACCAUGGCUCUGGCUUUGUUGGAAAGUGUUCCAGCGAUGAGCUACAUCAGCAUGCUGGCCAUCUUUGGCUUCGUGGCCUUCUUCGAGAUUGGUCCGGGUCCCAUCCCGUGGUUCUUCGUAGCUGAGCUUUUCUCUCAGGGUCCAAGGCCGGCUGCCAUGGCUGUGGCCGGCUUCUCCAACUGGACCUCUAACUUUAUCAUUGGCAUGUGCUUCCAAUAUGUCGCUAACCAGUGCGGGCCAUACGUCUUCCUCAUCUUCGCAGCACUCCUCCUCUUCUUCCUUAUCUUCACAUUCUUCCGGGUGCCAGAGACACGGGGCAAAACCUUCGACCAGAUCGCAGCAAACUUCCAUCAGCACUCUGCAGGAGGAAUGAUGGAUAUGGACAUGAACAUGGACAUGGAUUUGGACAAGCCCAGCACCGAGCUGGACUACUUGGGGGAGGAAAGCAUCAACUGAAGACUCUGCCUGGAGAGAGAUGGGACUGAGUACAGCUUGGGACUCUGUAUGUGGGCUUGAAAUGUAUAUUGAGGUCAAUUGUUGUAUUCAUAUAGAUUGUGGUGCCAAAGCAGUGUUAAAGGUGUGACAAUGUGGGUGCUUUGGAAUUGUCCCUUGUUGGUACCACUGCAAUAUGAGGUUACAAAUUUUAGCCUCCACAAAGGCUAAAACCUAUGGGUUACUUACUACUGUAGUUUGAAGGAAUAAGAUGGACAUUAGAGCAAAGUGUGUGGACUGUUCAGGCAUUAACUGCCCAUGAGGUAGGAUUUUAUUCCAUGGUGAUGCACUCUGUGGCAAUACUGACAGACGGAGGUGGUAAGACUUUGGAAUUCCUGCACUUUAUCUACAAAUACAUCCAAAGUUUUCAGGAGUUUGGAGGUAAAAAAAAAAAACAGGAUAUAAAGCCAUAGAGUCAAGUAUGCUUGCAUAUUUUGUACAAAAGCUGGGAACACUCAAGAUGUGCAAAUCCAACAGAUUGAUUGACAGCAUUCAGAUUUUUACCAUUUACACAACUACAGGAUCAUAGUCUGAAUGUUUUAAAAAACACAAAUACUAUUGUAUUGAGUCUGGUGUGAAGCAGGAUUUAAAACCUUCAACCCCCUCACAUUAUAUGGUAACAUGGGCUGGGUAUGAAACAAAUACUUUUGACUAGAUGGGGCAACUGAAAAUCUCAGGCUUGCACACCAAACAAAAAAAGCAUGCAACUGAAUUUCAGGAGUUUGAUUAUACUGUUGAAGUGUAAAGGCUAGAUGGAAACUUUAUCAAUAUGUUAAGUAGUUGCAUACUGGUCUACUCUGGUUUCUUAUUUUACAGCUUAUGUUAUUAAUUAUUUGAUGUGGAUGAAGAAAUACCAGUACAGUUCACAUUUUGGGUUCCACAACA